Molecule: messenger RNA, 681 nt
Organism: Dichomitus squalens LYAD-421 SS1
Lineage: Eukaryota; Fungi; Basidiomycota; Agaricomycetes; Polyporales; Polyporaceae
Exons: 1
Coding region: 1-681 (226 amino acids)
Source: RefSeq, a predicted model, not a curated record
AUGGCUUGGACUAAGAAACACCUUGACGAACGUUGGAGUAAACGCUUCAAUGAGAAAAAGCAGGAGGAUGCUGACGGCGUUCUCGUCCUUAAGUCUGAGUUUAACACGGCCUGGAAUUGGUUCAAUGCUAAAGAGCUUGGAGAAACCAUUCUCGGUUACUGGAAGACUUGGUAUGAAAAAGCCGAGUCGGGGGAACUUCUGUCCGCUCUGGACCCAGAAUUCCCUCCGCCCAUGCCGGACAUGGCCGGACUGACUGAGGUCAGGGGCGAGUUUCUAACGAAAUUCGCCACCCUCGAUGGGGUCGUCGACGAUAACGGCGACUCUGUCGACGGGGUCGUCUAUGUUCCGGAUGUGCGGAAAAUCAGCUUAAUCGACCGUCGAAUGAUCGUGUCACGGAAACGUACACGAAAUAUGUUUGACUUGACUAGUUCUUGGAAAAGAAUGGUGUUCCAGAAGUUGGACGAACGUGUACUUGAUGAACGGGAUCCGGAAGCCGCAAGGCAACCGGAACCGGGACCUUCGGUCCCGCAAGUACAAGCCACUACCCUGAGAGCAGAGGCACGCAUCCGAGAUCGGAUAGCGCAAAAUCAAGGAGGAAAUCCUCGAAUCAUCGGUCAGUCUGAUGACGUGAUCAUCCUGCAUCAGCGUUCGCCUUCCCCAAACAAGCCGUUUUUCGGCUAA